AUGCCACACUCUGUGUCCCUAUUACUAGAGUACUCUCUUCCCAUUCAUCCUUUCUACCUGUUCAUUAUGAUUCAUGACCAAAAAAAAAAAAAAAGAGGAAACAAUGGCCGUGCCAAAAUUGGCCGCAGCCAUGUGCAGCCAAUUUGCUGCACAAACUGUGCCCAGCACAUGCCCAAGGACAAGGCUAUUAAGAGGUUGGUCAUUCGGAACAUUGUAGAGGCCACUGCUGUCAGGAACAUAUCUGAAGCAAAUGUCUUCGACGUUUAUGUGCUUCCCAAACUCUAUGUGAAGCUGCAUUACUGUGGUGUUCAUAGCAAGGAAGUCAGGAAUCAAUCCUGUGAAGCCUGGAAGGACAGAACACCCCCACCAUGAUCGAGACCUGCUGGUGCUGCACCAUGACCUGAACUAAAGCCCAUGUAA
This is a messenger RNA of Peromyscus leucopus (white-footed mouse), 420 nucleotides long. Its product is annotated as 40S ribosomal protein S26-like. Gene Ontology annotation, cellular component: cytosolic small ribosomal subunit; ribosome. Gene Ontology annotation, molecular function: mRNA binding; structural constituent of ribosome. Gene Ontology annotation, biological process: translation. The transcript has 2 exons. NCBI's taxonomy places the organism in Eukaryota, Metazoa, Chordata, Mammalia, Rodentia, Cricetidae. The record is from RefSeq and is a predicted model, not a curated record.